AAACUGUAUCAACAACAUAUCGGAAAACUCAUAAAAUUUACAAAUACAAAGCAAAUGUGACUAUACACACUACUGGAGAAUUAUUGUCAAAGUCACUUGAAGAGUUUCUUAAUUUAGGUUGUAAGAGCAAUAUGCAAUGUGCGUUCAGACCAGAACGAGAACCAAACACACUUCCUUAUAAAUAUGAAUUCACAUAUAAUGAUAAACCUAUACAAAAAACAGAUACACUUGAAAAAUUAGGAAUUAAGAUAUGUAUUA
This is a messenger RNA of Racocetra persica, 258 nucleotides long. Lineage: Eukaryota; Fungi; Glomeromycota; Glomeromycetes; Diversisporales; Gigasporaceae. The record is from the annotation of a GenBank genome assembly.